GAAUGACGCAAUGAAGUAGGAAGUGGAGUCGCCUGGUAACGUUAUAUUCUUGAAUUUUCAACCAUGUGGCCAUUGGUCUGGACUGCCAUGCGCACCUAUGCACCCUAUGUGACCUUCCCAGUAGCCUUGGUGGUGGGAGCUGUUGGGUACCAGCUAGAGUGGUUCAUCAGAGGAACUCCUAAUACCCCUGGAGAAGAGAGAGGUAUUGCGGAGCAGCGAGAGGAUAGGAAAUUAGAAGAACUGACGGGUCGGGACAGCACACAGUUCACCAGCCUGAAAGACAAACUGGAAUUCACCCCAAGGGCAGUGCUAGAAAGAAAUCGACCAGAGAAGAGUUAAGUGAAGGUCUGGCAAGAUUACCAUAAAAUGAUCUAAUUCAACCAAAGUUGGGCUCUUCAUCUUGUCACACGACAUGUCCCUAGAGACGGGAACUAGUGGGAUUUCAUUUGCAAGCGUAUACCACAUCAUUCAGCUGCCACAAUUUUGGAGUCUUGUUCUAAUAUUCACAAAGCUAGCUGGUGAAAGUCGACUGCUGGAAGAAGUUGUAAAACAUUGAUUCUCUGGGACUUCUUAAUACGCAUUUUGUAGCCUCAGGCAUGCAGACAUAUGACUAUGUUGGUUUUUUUCAUUUGCGGUUCUUGUCAGAUGCUCAAGAGACUGAAGCUGGAAUAAAGACAACCUUUGUUAAGUGUGUGUGUAGAUAAAUAAAAGUGUAUUUAUGCAACA
Molecule: messenger RNA, 726 nt
Organism: Triplophysa dalaica
Lineage: Eukaryota; Metazoa; Chordata; Actinopteri; Cypriniformes; Nemacheilidae
Gene: smim12
Product: small integral membrane protein 12
Exons: 2
Coding region: 64-339 (91 amino acids)
Source: RefSeq, a predicted model, not a curated record